UUAUCGUCGACCGGUAUGAACGUAGUUUCGUCUGUAAGCUUAAGAUCGUGUACGUAAGCAGACGUGUUACCACGUUCAUUCGUUUGCCGUUUAAAUCGCGAACUCUUCGAGGUUAUGUUGUUAUUCGAAGGCGAAAACGCAAAAAUCAUAUCACGAAUCAGAAUAAUUGUAAUCAAUUUUGUGAUUACAGUUUCCUUCCCGUAACAAUAAUGAUAAUCAUCACAACGAAUCGUUCGAAUUAUUGAAUGCUGGUGAAUCAUCAUCAUGUUUAUUUUCAUCAAAGGCUUUUAGUGGGCAAGCUUGUACAUAUUGUUUACUCAUUGGACCGGAAAUAGAUCUAUUGAAUACAGAGAGAAUGUUUUGUCCGAAUGGUUCCUUUAUUGACUUAUGGUCAGAUGUCAAGACUUCAGAAUGUUUUGUGGAUACAACAAUAGCAUCAAUAUUGGCUGUAUUCAUGAUUUUUUUUGGUACCGCACAAUGUUCAAUUUAUGGGAAAUACAGUACUCCUUUAUCGCAGGCUGCAAUUCCUCAAUCCAGACUAUACUAUGUACAGAUGAUAAUUACUUUUAUUUUUCCACUGUUAGCCGUGGCUAAGUUUUUUGUUGACAUAUAUUUAUUUCAAAGUGGUGUUGCUUAUGGUUAUCAAUCUCUGUAUAUGCUUACCAUGGUGUUUGUAUUUCCAUUAUCUGCCAAACUUGUAUUGAUGGAAAGAAAUAGUCUUUUACCAUCAAUGCCAGCCCGUGGACAUGGUCUAGUGUUACUUAUUUUCUGGAUAUUAGUUUUUGUUGCUCAAAAUGUUAAUGUUCUAAUUGUCAAAAAAGAAGAUUGGUGGAUUCAAUUACAAAACAUAAAUGGUCAAAUUGAAUUCGGUAUAUUUGUUGCGAAUUAUAUUUUGAGUUUCCUAUUAUUAAUUUUGGGUUUAAAAGCACCUGGAAUAAUGACUGCCAGAGAUUAUUUAAGUCUCCAUAAUUCGACAGAUUUGUUUUUAGAUUCUGAUCGUGUGGAAGAAGUAUCAACAUGGGACAACGUAGUGCGAAAAGUAAAAUUGAUAGCUCCUUUCUUAUGGCCAAAAAAUAGUCUGGCGUUACAAUUUCGAGUAGUUUGUUGUAUUUUAUUGGUCAUAGCUGGAAGAGUAGCCAAUGUGUAUGUUCCACUUUAUAGCGCGAAAAUUGUUGAUAGUUUAACUGCUGUUCCACUUGUAUUCCGAUGGGAUUUAAUUUUAAUUUAUAUUGGUUUCAAAUUCUUACAAGGAGGCCUUGGCAUGGGAUUCUUAAAUAAUUUAAGGAGUUUUUUAUGGAUUCGAGUACAACAAUAUACAAAACGGGAGGUUGAAAUAUCAUUAUUUCGCCAUUUACAUAACUUAAGUUUAAAAUGGCAUUUGGGACGUAAAACUGGUGAAGUUCUAAGAAUUAUGGACCGAGGAACUGACUCAACUAACAGCUUGUUAUCGUUUAUACUUUUCAAUAUUGGACCUACUAUCAUUGAUAUUUUAGUGGCAGUUAUAUUCUUUUUAUCAUAUUUCAAUUGGAUGAUGGGAACUGUUGUUUUCAUUACAAUGGUUUUGUAUAUAGCAUUGACAAUUAUCAUAACAGAAUGGAGAACUAAAUUUCAGCGGCGAAUGAAUGUAGCAGAUAAUAGUAUGAAAGCUCGUAGUGUUGAUUCUAUGUUGAAUUUUGAAACUGUUAAAUACUAUGGUGCUGAAGAAUAUGAAGUUCAAGCCUACAAAGAAGCCAUUAUGAUUUAUCAAAAUGAAGAAUUCAAAACACAAUUGUCUUUAGCUAUGCUCAAUACAGUUCAGAAUAUUAUUGUCUGUACAGGAUUAUUAGCUGGAUCUUUACUUAGUGUGCAUUUUGUCAUUGAUGAUAAAGCUUUAACAGUAGGUGAUUAUGUGUUAUUCACUGUGUACAUCAUUCAACUUUAUGGACCUUUAAAUUACUUUGGCACAUUUUAUCGAGCAAUUCAAAAGAACUUUAUCGAUAUGGAGAAUAUGUUUGAUUUGAUGAAUAUAAAACCAGAGAUUACUGAUGCUCCCAAUGCCAAAGAAUUGGAAUUGAAAAAUGGACAAGUUGAAUUCCGCAAUGUAACAUUUUCUUAUCAGCCUGAAAGAUUGGUUUUGCAGAAUAUUUCAUUUGUAGUACCUCCAGGCAAAACAUUGGCUUUGGUUGGACCUUCAGGUAGUGGAAAAACAACAAUAGUAAGAUUGUUAUUUAGAUUUUACGAUGUUGAUUCUGGAUCUAUUAUCAUUGAUGACCAAAAUAUUCAACUUGUUACCCAAACAUCACUUAGAAAAGCUAUCGGUGUUGUUCCACAGGACACUGUUUUGUUUAAUAACAGUAUUAAAUUUAAUAUAAAUUAUGGGAAAGUAGAAGCUAAUGAUUCAGAAAUAAUGAAUUCUGCUAUGGCAGCUGAAAUACACGAUAGAAUUAUGAAAUUCCCGGAUUUGUACGAUACACAAGUUGGUGAAAGAGGACUGAAACUUAGUGGAGGAGAAAAGCAAAGAGUUGCCAUUGCUAGGACAAUACUUAAGGCUCCUGCCAUUGUGUUAUUGGACGAAGCCACAAGUGCUUUAGAUACCAAGACAGAAAGGCAGAUUCAAGCUGCAUUGGAUCAAGUUUGUAAUAAUCGCACUACAAUUAUUGUUGCUCACCGGCUGUCGACUGUUAUCCAUGCAGAUGAAAUUCUUGUGUUAAAAGAUGGGGAAAUAUAUGAACGAGGAAGACAUGAUGAUCUUAUUAUAAGAAAUGGUCUAUAUGCAGAUAUGUGGUCCGAACAACGAAAAUCUGCAAAUGAUGUACCUACCCAUGAUGAUCAAUCAAACUUAUCAAAUCCUAAUGAUACAAUUACAAAGAGUUACCACCACCCACAUGUUUAA
Messenger RNA from Sipha flava (yellow sugarcane aphid), 2872 nucleotides. RefSeq names its product ATP-binding cassette sub-family B member 6, mitochondrial (gene Hmt-1). Bases 356 to 2872 code for a protein of 838 amino acids. The record is from RefSeq and is a predicted model, not a curated record. Gene Ontology annotation, molecular function: ATP binding; heme binding; ATP hydrolysis activity. NCBI's taxonomy places the organism in Eukaryota, Metazoa, Arthropoda, Insecta, Hemiptera, Aphididae. The transcript has 14 exons. Gene Ontology annotation, biological process: transmembrane transport; heme transport. Gene Ontology annotation, cellular component: membrane.